Messenger RNA from Prorocentrum cordatum, 5226 nucleotides. NCBI's taxonomy places the organism in Eukaryota, Dinophyceae, Prorocentrales, Prorocentraceae. The record is from the annotation of a GenBank genome assembly.
AUGAGGGCCAUCGUCACGUUGAUUGACUUCCUGCCGACCGCUGAUGGACAUGAAGACGUUCAAGAUUUGAUCAAGCACAUGACGAAGUCGUCAGACUGUGUCCAGGUGCGGAUCCUCCACGCCGUGGACACAACCGAGUUUUGGAAGAACCGUUUGAAGACCUACAAGGACGCGAUUCCCAUGCUGAUCGAGAAGGACGACAUUCUGAAAGAUAUGGAUAAGCUGAUGUCCGACAGCCCGUCCGCCCCAGAAGAUCGCAAGGGCCUCGCGCAGAAGUUGCAGUCGCACUGCGAGGCCAUGGUUGACAUGCAGGCCGUCAUUCCACAAGAUUGCCUCAGCAAGGUAUCCACCAAGCUUUCCGACAAGGUGACGGCCCUCGUGAAGGAGCUUCUUGAUGCAGAAGGUGUGCUGACGGACACAACGCUUUUGGACUCACUCCAGAAGCUGCUCGCUGCGUCCGUGAUUGCGUUUCCCAUGUCUGCCGCCAUGGCUGAGUCGCAGUCGCAGGUCGGGUCCCGAGUUGCACAGCUGAACGCGGCCGCCCGCGCCGACAACUUCAAACGUGCGCUGGAGGAGCUGAGCGGGAAGGCAACCGAGAAUGACGAAGACGAGCGGAGGACGGCUGCCAACGCCGCGGUGAAGUUCGCAGGGAGCGUCCAGCGCCACGAGCUGGUCGAUAAGGUCGGGAUGGAUUUGCUUGCGAAGUGCUGCAAGACGCUCCUGGACUGGAUCUCACCCGACGGUUCGGCCCAGAUCGACCCGGUGCUCAUUGAUUGUGGGCCGACGCUGUGCGAUACCAUCCCCGCGCUGGGCGGCCCAGAGAUCCGCCGCCUAUUCGACGCCGUGCGGGCCUCGGCCACCUGCAGCCUCAGCGUGCAGUCGAUCCAAGCGACUGAGGACGGCAGCCACGAGGUCACUGUCGAGCAGCAGAAAGAGACGACGGCAAGGAUGCGCCGUGCCCUCUGCACUCUGAAGGAAACAGAGCACGUCAUGAUGCCAGAGAUCAGCGAUCUCAAGAAGCACUUGUUGGAGGCGACAGUCGGCAAGGUGGUGCAGAUGGCCAGCGCGGCGGUGCACGCCAGGGCCGUGGCGAAGGCCAAGGCCGCCUUGCAAGAGAGCGUCACGGCAGUGCGUGAGGCCCUGAAGAAGACGUACACGCACGGUGCCGACGGCGGCGUGACCGAGUCGUGGAGGCCUGCGAAGGGUGUCCCGUGGUCGGAGCUCGUGACAGUCUACGAGGCGAAGUUGAAGGAUGUGGACCUUGGCAAUGCGCACGACCUCGCAGACGAGCGCAAGAAGAAGCACGAAGACUACAAGACGGCCCUCCAGGACGCUGGCGACGCGAACCCCGACACAGUCGAGAUGAGGCAUGCUAUGAUCUUCCUUCAGGCGCUUGUGGUCGCCAAGACGGAGCAGGCGAUCAUCGAAGCGAUUGCAGGUGAUAUGGAAAAGCCAGUCCUGCGCACGGAGGUCCAGACGGCCACCAAGAAGCUGCGCAGCUACGGCCUCCAGGAGAAGGCGGCGCUCCACUUGGCGAUGUUCAAUCGCGCCUUCCAGGUGAUCACGUCCAACAAGCAGCUGGAGGUGGCGGAGGCCCACACGGCGCGCAUGGCCAGGGAGCUUGCCGACGCCAAGUCGGCACUGCAGGCUCGGGGGGCGGAGCGGGAGGAGCUCAACAAGCAAAUGAUGUCUCAGCAGGCGGCCGCCACUGUGGAGGUCGCCGCUCUGGCGAGGCAGUUCGCCUCGGAGAGGGCGCCUGCUGCUGCGGCCGAGGCUGCCCCCGCGGCGCCAGCCGCAGUGCGGCUGCCGGCCAAGGCCCCCGCUGGCUUCGCGUCCAUCGCGUACGCCGGUAGGCGCGGUCGACGACCUCGCUUCCCUCGCGACGAUUUCGCCGACAACGGCAAGUGGAGCAAGGUCGUCGGCCCUUCCAAACAGAAGGCGCUCCUGCGCAUGGAGCGCGACGCCCUGGCCGGCAGGUGGAUCAGCCUGCUCCUCUUCUUCGCGGCCGUCGCCCGCAUUGGCGACGCCGCUCGCCCUGGCCCGGCCGCCCCGGGAGACAGCGAGGAGUGGGCAUUUGAUGCGGCCGUUGAGCUGCCUGCACAGAUCGGCAUUGAGGAUGCGAAUAUCCGCUCGCGCGGGGCGUGGACCAUCGACACGGCCAAUGCGAAUUGCUGGGAUACGUGCCUCGAUAAGGUCAUCCUUCGGACUUCCGCUGAUGUGCUGUUGGUCCAGGAACACAACAUCCACACCGAACACCGGCUGGAUGCCGCUCGCCUGGCCGCGACGGCUGCGGGCUGGAGGUCGCACAUCGACCAUGCGCACUCCACCGCCUUGGAUCGCGCAUCUGGCGGCGUUGGCGUGCUUUGCCGUCGGCGCGUCGGGCUGCAUCCGCACGUGGAUUUGGUCGCAGACGGCAUGCAACACCGGCUGCAGGCGGCCUGGCUUGGCGCUGUCAUGAGGGGCGGCCUGCACUUUUGCAGCACUUGGCUCUUCCACAGCCAGGGCGUGUCGGAGGCCAACCUGAACGUUCUGGCCGAGGCUGCCGCGCUGCUCGGGGUGCUGUCGGGGCCGUGGGCGGUCGCGGAAUUGAGGCAUCACGCCGGAGAUGCUCACGGCGACUGGCGUUCCGCCAACUGGUUCGACUUCGCCGCAUUGAUGGGGAUCUCCCUCACGGGCCCCUGCCGGAUUCCAUGCCGGACACGCGAGACCCCGGCGAGCCCGUGGAUCGGCAAGCUUGGGGCAGUCGCAGACCUCGGCAUCGAGCGGGGCCACCUCAGCCUCUUCAAUUUUUUCACCAUGGAAUUCGAGCUAGGGACAGGGCGGCUCGUAGGUUUCGAGCUCCACCUACAUAAGGUCGAGAGCCACGCCGAUGACGCCCGCGCCGCAGAGCUAGCCAUCCCUGCCCUGUGGAGAUUCGGCAACGACCAUGCCGAUCAGAUUGCUGAGAUGGCCGCCAUGCGUUGCCAACGCGCCCGUGUCGACACGGAGCGAGCGGCCCAGGUGGAGGCCCAGGCCGCGCUCGUGCGACACCGCCUGGCCGCGGUGAUGGAGCAUUGUGCCGAGGUGGACGUGCUCCAGAGGGUGGGCCUGAUCUGGCGCAUCUGCAAACGCAUUUCGUGGACAGCUGGCGGGCAGAGAUGGGGCGACUUCGUGGACAUGGAUCCGUUCCAGGUGCGGGUCGCUGAUGCGCCCACGCACGCCCAGUGGCACGCCAACUACCAGCAGCAGGUCCUCGCCGCUCCGGCGGAGGACGCGGAACCUUCGGUGGAGCAGCUCACGGCCCUCAGCAACAGGGUCAACGACCGCGGUUGCUCGCCGUACGCUGACUUCGCGCUGUGGGGGCCGUUCGCCCGCUUGGGCGCGCGUGCCGCGAAGUUCCGCGCGUGGUACCCGAUUGGCGACGGCUCUUUCGCGGCCAAAGAGCUCCCCAGCCCGGGGAACCUGCAGCACUGGGAGGCGGCCUGGAAGGUCCUCGCCACGGCCUGCAUCAUGCCCAUGGCUGCGGCCCGCCCGGCGCUCGAGCACAACGCGGAGAAGAUCCCCAAGCUCGUGCAGCUAUGGCCGGAGUGCUGGCAUCUGAUUGCCACGGCGGAUGACCAGAUGCGCGCGGAGCACAUGGUCCGCCUAAAGCGCCGCUACGAGGCCAAACUGGCGGCCGGGCAGACGCCUGCUCCAGACUGGAACAGCGCAGCGCCCUGGUCCACCGUGUACCGCCUGGCGGCCGACGACGAGGCAUUCUGGGAUGCUCACGUGCGGCGCCCGGCUGCUGCGUGGGUGGCGCGCGGCGGUCGCGGCGCCCUGCUCGCGCCCGAGGAGGCGGUGGCCAUGGCCCACCCGCCAGGAGGCCUCGCGGCCAUUGCGCCGCCGACAGAGCAGCGCCCCGCGGCGGGCAAGCGGCGCAAGACCGGCACGCAGCAGCAGCGCCCCCAGCAGUGCGCCAAGUGCGGCGAUGCCUCGCACAAGGCGCCGGACUGCCGGCCCCCGACAGCGCCUUGGUCCGAGUGGGCCAGUGACCAGUGGGGCAAUGCCUUAGCCAGGCGCCCCACCAGCGCCGCCGCGGCAGCCGGGCAGCCGGCCGCGCAACCAGCCCUCGCGGAGGUCGCACGCCCCGCGCCGACGGCCGCGGCCCCGGCCUCCCGGCAGGAGCGCCGUGAGCAGGAGAACCAUCUCUGCGUUGGUGGCCUGCGCUCAACGGCGGCCUCCGUCGCGCGCCUGCCGCGCCUCUGCGCCAUCGGCAAGGAGUUGGCAGCCUUGUACGACGACUGGGUUUCGGAGUACCUGGAGGCUACCACUGUGGCGCGGCGUUUCGGUGACAAGAGUUACACCGGCCCAGACAGGCACCUGGUCGAGGUCUGGAGAUCCCGGCUGCGCGAGCAUCUCGGCGCCCCGCCUGAGAGCCAGGUCGCACACGAGUGGGGGCAGCCCUCGCCGCUGCAAGCGGAGCUGCUGCACGCCUGGCUGCAGGCUGGCGGAGACCCCGAAACCUGCCACCGGGAUUGGUGCCAGGUGGGCGCGCCGCUGGGCGCGGAGGUGCCCAUCCCCACUUGCGGCGUAUUCCCCGCUGUGCCCGCGACCGAGAGCUCUGGCACCUCUGGUAGAUUGGACUUAACCCUGGUGCAAGGUGUGUUCAAGUACCAGUCUAUCUCCGACGACCCUGAAGGCUCGGCGGCGGCGGUGCACCGCUACCUGGAACAGGACUUCGCAGUCUCGCUUCCUGAUCCCGUUGCCCAGCAGAGGUUUCACGGUGGCUCCAUUUCCAGAAUGGCGCUCGUCACCAAGGAGAAGCCAGACGGGAGCGUCAAGCGGCGCAUAAUUGUCGACCUCAAGCGGAGCAGGCCGACGCCGGUCAACAGCCGCGCCCGGGUCCCAGAACGACCGGUGCUGCCGCCGAUCCGCGACCUCAUCCGGGACACUCUGGCGCUCGUCCACGGUGCGGCCAUCGCCCCGCGGGUGAGCGAGCUGGCGCAGAGCGUGGCGAGGCUGACCGGGGCCGGCGGCGUGGAGGCCAGGCUGGCGGACGCGCGCGAGGCCAUCGACGCGCAGAGGGGCCUCGCGCCGCGGGUGGCGGAGCUGGCGCGGAAUCUCGCGAAUGUCGCGUCCUGCGGGCCGCGGGCGGCGGAGCUGCUGCGGCGCUUGGAGGAUCUCCCGGCCGACGGCCCUGCUGCGGGCCCCGCUGGAGCAGGAGGCGAGAUCGCACUGGACGGCGGCGGCGCCGUGCCAGCGCCG